Messenger RNA from Pyricularia oryzae 70-15, 1719 nucleotides. Its product is annotated as laccase-1. The record is from RefSeq and is a predicted model, not a curated record. Bases 1 to 1719 code for a protein of 572 amino acids. Gene Ontology annotation, molecular function: oxidoreductase activity; copper ion binding. NCBI's taxonomy places the organism in Eukaryota, Fungi, Ascomycota, Sordariomycetes, Magnaporthales, Pyriculariaceae. The transcript has 3 exons.
AUGGCUCGUCACGCACUCGCCCUGGCGUUGGCCUCGACUUGCAGUCUUGCAACGGCUCUUAGCACUCCCCAGGUGCUUCCUCGUGCCGCCGGUCCAUGCGCCGGUAACACGGCGACCACGCGCUCUCAGUGGUGUGACUUCAGUAUCGACACCGACUACCACAACAUAGUCCCCGAUACUGGCGUUACCCGAGAGUACUGGCUCGAGCUGGCCGAGAUCCAAGCUGCCCCGGAUGGCAGAGAGCGCAGCGGCAUGGCCAUCAACGGCAGCAUACCCGGGCCCACGUUGUUCGCCGACUGGGGCGACAAUGUGAUUGUUCAUGUCACCAACAAUCUCCCUGCCUCUUCCAACAAUGGUACCAGCAUGCACUUCCAUGGCAUCCGACAGAACUACACCAAUCAAAACGAUGGUGUUACGGCCAUCACCCAGUGUCCCACAGCUCCGGGCUCGACCGUGACUUAUAAAUGGCGCGCGACCCAAUAUGGCUCUACCUGGUACCAUUCCCACUGGGCCUUGCAGGCUUGGCAUGGCAUGUUGGGCGGUCUCGUGAUCAACGGACCGGCGACGCAAAACUACGACGAGGACCUGGGAAUGCUGUUCCUCAACGACUGGGACUUGCAGACUGUGGACCAACUCUACCAUGAGGCCCAGACCUCUGGUCCACCCACUCUGGACCAAGGUCUGAUCAAUGGCACAAACGUCUUUACGUCCAGCGAUGGCACCACUACCGGCCACCGAUGGAACACAACUUUGACUGCCGGUAAAUCCUACCGCAUCCGCUUGGUGAACGGAGCCAUCGAUACGCACUGGAAGUUCUCGCUUGACAACCACACCCUGACCGUCAUCGGAAUGGACCUGGUGCCCAUCAAACCCUACACCACCAACAUCGUGAACAUCGGCAUGGGCCAGCGGUACGACCUGAUUGUGACGGCCGACCAAGCCUCCACCGCAGACGCCUUUUGGAUGCGCGCGAUCCCCCAGUCGGCCUGCAGCGAAAACGACAACGCCAACAACAUCCGCGGCAUCGUCUACUACGGUCAAGCCUCGGACAAGGUCCCGACCACGACCGGCUACCACUACGAAGACAGCUGCGACGACGAGGACCCCGCGAACCUGGUGCCGCACUUGGCAAAGGACGUGGGCGCCAGCACCUGGGCCGACACCGAGACGGCGUCCGUGGCCUUUAACGAGGAGAACCUGUUCCGCUGGUACCUCAACACGACCACCAUGGUGGUGGACUGGAAGAACCCGACGGUGAAGCAGGUGGCGUCGGGCAACACGAGCGUCUUUGAGGCGUCCAACGCCGUCAUGGUGCUCGACAAACCCGACGAGUGGAUCUACCUGGCCAUCCAAAACACCCUGCCCGUGCCGCACCCCAUCCACCUGCACGGGCACGAUUUCCAGGUCCUGGCCCAGGGCAUCGGCGAGUACCAGACGGGCACCACGGCGCUGAACCUCGUGAACCCGCCGCGCCGCGACACCGCCCUGCUGCCGGCGUCCGGCUACGUCGUCCUGGCCUUCCAGACCGACAACCCGGGCGCCUGGCUCAUGCACUGCCACAUCGGCUGGCACACGAGCGAGGGCUUCGCCAUGCAGUUCGUCGAGCGCCAGAGCGAGAUGCUGGCCCUCAUUGACCAGGAACAGCUCGAGAGCAGCUGUGCCGCCUGGGCUUCGUACCAGACGGCCAACAAGGUUGCGCAGGAGGACUCGGGCAUUUAG